Molecule: messenger RNA, 2373 nt
Organism: Fomitiporia mediterranea MF3/22
Lineage: Eukaryota; Fungi; Basidiomycota; Agaricomycetes; Hymenochaetales; Hymenochaetaceae
Product: glycoside hydrolase
Exons: 10
Coding region: 120-2171 (683 amino acids)
Biological process (GO): glycogen biosynthetic process
Cellular component (GO): cytoplasm
Molecular function (GO): cation binding; hydrolase activity, hydrolyzing O-glycosyl compounds; 1,4-alpha-glucan branching enzyme activity
Source: RefSeq, a predicted model, not a curated record
GUGAACUCAGCAGUUUUCGAACAACUUACACCGAGCCAAUAUCUCUUAGCCGUGAUUUUGCUUCCUUACUGUUGUGCGUUGACUUUUGAGCAGUCGCCACUUGCUACACACCCUCGACAAUGGGCAACAACCGAACUACCUUUGACCCACAACCAGUGCUCAACCGCGAUCCAUGGCUUGAGCCCUUCUUGCCUGCUAUCGCCCAUCGCCACGGACGCUUUCAGCAAUGGAAAAACACCAUCUCGCAGUAUGAAGGCGGCUACGAAAAGUUCUCGAGAGGAUAUGAGAAGUUUGGCUUGAAUGUUGAUGAAAAUGGCGAGAUCACGUAUCGCGAAUGGGCUCCAAAUGCAAAGGAAGCAGUCCUAAUCGGCGAUUUCAACGAAUGGAACAGGACGACGCAUCCAAUGAAAAAGGACCAGUAUGGCGUCUGGGAGAUCAAACUCCCUCCCAAGGCUCCUGGACAGCCCUCGAUUCCGCAUGAUUCUAAAAUAAAGAUCUCGAUGAUACUUCCGAAUGGAGAGCGAAUUGAACGUCUGCCUGCUUGGAUCAAACGGGCUACACAAGACCUUUCCGUGUCCCCAGUAUAUGAUGCACGAUUCUGGAACCCGCCUGCUGGUGAAAAAUACAUAUUCAAAAAUAGAGCUCCUCCCAAGCCCGCGAGCGCAAAAAUCUACGAGGCACAUGUUGGCAUUUCGACCACGGAAGGAAGAGUUGGAACGUACAAGGAGUUUACACAAAACGUCCUCCCUCGAAUCAAGGAGCUGGGUUAUAACACAAUCCAAUUGAUGGCAAUAAUGGAGCACGCAUAUUAUGCAUCUUUCGGAUACCAGGUCACAAGCUUCUUCGCAGCAAGCUCGCGCUAUGGAACUCCAGAAGAGUUAAAGGAGCUCGUCGACACAGCACACGGAAUGGGCUUGACUGUUCUUCUCGAUAUUGUUCACUCGCAUGCAUGCAAGAACGUACUUGACGGUCUCAACAACUUUGAUGGUACAGAUCACUUGUAUUUCCACGAAGGUGGAAAGGGUCGCCAUGAACUCUGGGACAGCCGUCUCUUCAAUUAUGGCAAUCAUGAGGUUAUGCGUUUCCUGCUCAGCAAUUUGAGAUUCUACGUGGAGGAGUACCAAUUUGAUGGCUUCCGUUUCGACGGGGUCACGAGUAUGAUGUACAUCCAUCACGGAAUAGGAACCGGAUUUUCUGGUGGCUAUCAUGAAUACUUCGGGGGUUCUGUUGACGAGGAGGGCGUCGUAUACUUGAUGAUCGCAAAUGAUAUGAUCCAUGAACUCUAUCCACAUGCAGUAACGAUUGCUGAGGAUGUCUCCGGCAUGCCCCUCUUGGGUGUCCCUGCCGAGGUCGGUGGUGUGGGCUUCGAUUACAGGCUCCAGAUGGCAAUUCCCGACAUGUGGAUCAAGUUGCUCAAGCACAAGAAGGACGACGAAUGGGACAUGGCGAACAUCGUACAUACUCUUAUUAACAGACGCCAUGGCGAGAAGAGUAUUGCCUAUGCUGAAAGUCACGAUCAAGCACUCGUCGGUGACAAGACAAUUGCGUUUUGGCUUAUGGACAAGGAGAUGUACACUAACAUGUCUGAUAUGACGGAACUCACCCCUGUCAUUGAUCGCGGGCUUGCCCUUCACAAGAUGAUCCGUUUCCUUGUCCACGCACUUGGUGGAGAGGGCUACUUAAACUUUGAGGGAAAUGAGUUCGGACACCCUGAAUGGCUUGACUUCCCCCGUGCCGGGAACAACAACUCUUUCCAUUAUGCACGUAGACAAUGGAAUGUUGUCGAUGAUGAUCUCUUGCGCUACAAGUACCUGAACAACUUCGACGCUGCGAUGAAUAACAUGGAGACGAAGUACGGCUGGCUGGCUGCUCCCCAGGCGUAUGUCUCCCUGAAACAUGAAGUCGACAAGGUGGUCGUCUUCGAGCGUGCCGGGUGCCUUUUCAUCUUUAACUUCCACCCAACCGAAUCAUUCGUGGACUACCGUGUCGGAGUGGAUCAGGCUGGCGAAUACCACGUCGUGCUAUCGAGCGACGAAAAAGGCUUCGGUGGACACGAUCGUAUUGACAUGAACGUCAAACACUACACGACGCCACUCGAGUGGAACAACAGAAAGAACUGGCUUCAGGUGUACGUUCCUUGUCGGACCUGCCUCCUUCUGGCGACGCACUAAGGAGUAAGGCGCCAGACGUCGGCAGUCACACUCUAACGGACCACAGAAUAAUAGAUUCGGCUCACGGACUAUGUGUCAGAAUAUAUGCUAUCCAUUGCGGAAGUUGAGCUCUGUUUGUAGAAUCCAAACCUCCAGUUAUUUUUUAAAUAUAGACUUCCCCAAAGAAGCUUGUCAUAAGACAGAUGUGAAACAAUGAAAUUGC